Erigeron canadensis is the source of this 1738-nucleotide messenger RNA. RefSeq names its product carboxyl-terminal-processing peptidase 1, chloroplastic. The record is from RefSeq and is a predicted model, not a curated record. Lineage: Eukaryota; Viridiplantae; Streptophyta; Magnoliopsida; Asterales; Asteraceae. The transcript is spliced from 11 exons. Gene Ontology annotation, biological process: proteolysis. Gene Ontology annotation, molecular function: serine-type peptidase activity; endopeptidase activity; protein binding. The coding region runs from base 41 to 1432 and encodes 463 amino acids.
CACAGCUUUGCACACACAGUAAACACACAGAGUGAAGAAGAUGAGGGUGUUCCUCUGCAACCCAUCAUCUCCUUCCUUACCACUCCCACCACCACCACAAACCACCAUUCACCACCCACUUCCCCACCAUACCCACAAGCCAUCUUUACUCCAUUCCUUGACCGGAGCUGCAAUCUCCAUCAACCUCUUCUUCUCACCCUUUUCUCCACUUCCACCGCCCCCUUCUUUCGCUUCUUCUUUCGUCAAUCCAGAAUGUACCGAACAAGACCAACGAAUUGAACAAGAAAGAAUGCUCCAAAAGGCUCCUGAAUUAGUCACAAAUGAAGAUAUUGUCAAAGAAGCUUGGCAGAUUGUUAAUGAUAGUUUUCUUGCUUCUGAUCACACCCGAUGGUCACCGCAAUCUUGGCUUCAAAAGAAAGAAGAUGUUAUGAGUACAUCACUGCCAACAAGAUCUAAAGCUCAUGACGUAAUCCGGAGAAUGUUGUCUAGCUUAGGUGAUCCUUAUACUCGGUUUCUUUCUCCCGACGAGUUCUCAAAGAUGGCAAGGUAUGACAUGUCUGGAAUUGGAAUUAACCUUCGGGAAAUUCCCGAUGAAAGUGGUGAAGUAAAACUGAAGGUUUUAGGUCUCAUUUUGGAUGGGCCCGCAUAUAAAGCCGGAGUCAGACAGGGAGAUGAACUAUUAUCUGUAAAUGGAGUAGAUGUGAAGGGGAAAUCGGGCUUUGAAGCUUUGUCAUUAUUACAAGGGCCCAGUGACACAUCUGUGAAGAUCAUGGUUAAGCAUGGAAAUUGUGGUCCCGAACAGUCUCUCCAGGUACAGAGACAACUUGUUGCUAAGACGCCCGUUUUUUAUCGGUUGGAACAAAUAAAUAAUGGAAAUACUUCUGUUGGAUAUGUCCGUCUAAAAGAGUUCAAUGCACUUGCUAGAAAAGAUUUGGUCACAGCAAUGAAGAGACUUCAAGACAUGGGUGCCUCAUUCUUUGUUCUUGAUCUUAGAGAUAAUCUUGGUGGAUUAGUUCAGGAGGGUAUUGAAAUUGCCAAACUAUUUUUAAAUGAAGGGAAUACAGUGAUAUAUACUGCUGGAAGGGAACCUCAGAACGUAAAAAGUAUAGUAGCAGAAAAUGUGCCUCUUAUUACAUCUCCACUUAUUGUUUUGGUAAACAAAAAUACUGCUAGUGCAAGUGAAAUAGUUGCAACUGCACUUCAUGACAAUUGUAGGGCUAUUCUUGUUGGUGAAAAAACUUAUGGAAAGGGUCUUAUUCAAUCGGUAUUUGAACUUGAUGAUGGGUCUGGUGUGGUGGUCACUGUUGGGAAAUAUGUCACACCAAAUCACUUGGAUAUAAAUGGGAAUGGAGUAGAUCCUGAUUAUAAAAAAUUUCCAGCGUGGAAUGAGGUGGUUGAACGCUUAUCCAAGUGCCAAAAGCAACAUGGGUGAAACACAAAUGUGUGAAACCAGACAACAAAUUGAUAGAAGGUCUUUGAACGGUGGUGAUCUCAUAACCUAAGGUUGUAGGGAUCCACACUGUAGAUCAUUUUUUUGUAAUGUAAGUUACUACUGAAAGGAUGAAAGAAUAGAGGGACCAGGGAUUAUUGGAAAACACACAAUUAUAUAGUUGUGUAAGCAACGCACAAUGCGACAUUGUUUCAAUGCUAAUUGAUUAGAAGUGUAUUGAUAUAUGUUUUCUACUGUACGGAUCAAUUGAACCGUAUUAUUAAAUGCAUCAAGCUCUUAGUUUCCUCC